UGGGGAGGGACCUUGGCGCUCAAAGUGUAGGCUUCCACCAGGGGAUUACGAAGUAGAAGUCCGUUUUAGGUGGCGUUGUGAAUCUGCAGUGUGUGCUAAAAUCAUUCGGUUAAUCUGGCAGCAUUUGGAAAUAGUGUGCGUUUCUUCUCUUUCCAAAUCCUCGCUGUGUUGUUUUCUGAUUUGCUAAGACAAAGAAAGGAGGGUUCCGAGCACUCCCCCCACCCCCAACUCAGCUUCAUCCUGGCACCCACGCUAGUCCUCAGUGCCAGCUGAGUUCCUGCAGAUUUUCCAGGACUCCCCCGUGCCGCCGGGUUCCCUAGACAUGCCCAGGUCCUGCACGCCCUCUGGGACUCAGUUGGCCCGAAGUGGCGUGGCCCAGCAAGCCUCCAGCCCGGCCUCCCUCUCCUCAACAGCUCCCCGAGGCAGCUGACUUGGCCCCUCUCCGGCCUGCCCGCUCCUGAGGUUCCCGCCACUGAGAUUCUCUCAGAGGAAGGCUUUCCAACGACCGAAACUCCACCCUCGCCGGGGGCCGGUUCCGAAUAGGCUUUCGGCGUCAGGCCCACACCUCCUUCAAAGUUAGUCAAAGUCUCUUUCUUGGAGACCCAAGCUCUCUCCCUCUCGCUGGUGGUGAAGGCGUUAGCAGCCCCGGCCCUGGCAUCCCGGGGCCCAUGGGCUCGGGGAGGGGCGGGGUGGCAGGCGUUCGGAGCGCCGGCCGCCCUGACACCUGUCGUGGGCGCGCUCGGUCGCUGUAGCCCCCAAACAGCUGGCGGCGGCGGUCGAGACUGGGGCCCGGCAGGAGCGGAAGGAAUUAAACGCCCGCCCAUCGAAUCUGACUCGGCCUCUCCCUCCUCCUCCUCCUCCUCCUCCUCCUUCCCCUUCGUCGUCGCCUCCUCCCUGUCCCCACCGGCUCCGCGGCGGGACGCUGGUGCCCCGGACGCUUUGCACCGCGCUCUGGGCGCAGGGAGCAGGGCUCGAGUCCAGGGGCUGCCCGACGAUGGCGGUAAAAUAGGGGGACCCCAGAGAGGCGCCACGACCCCAGCCUGAGCCCCAGAGCCCGCCACUCCUCCCCCGGUGGCGACAUGGGGGACCCGGUGAACCGCGAGAAACCGCAGCUGCACUAUGCGAAACUGGAGGAAUGACCUGCCACGUGGAUCAGUGGGGAGAAGUACAGGAGAAGUUCCAGGGGGUGAUUUCACCUGGAACAGUAUGUCGGGCCGCAGCGUGCGGCUGAGGUCAGUGCCCAUCCAGAGCCUCUCAGAGUUGGAGCGAGCCCGCCUACAGGAAGUGGCUUUUUAUCAGCUGCAGCAGGACUGUGACCUGAGUUGUCAGAUCACCAUUCCCAAAGAUGGACAAAAGAGAAAGAAAUCUUUGAGAAAGAAACUGGAUUCACUCGGGAAGGAGAAAAACAAAGACAGAGAGUUCAUCCCGCAGGCGUUUGGAAUGCCCUUAUCCCAAGUUAUCGCAAAUGACCGGGCCUAUAAACUCAAGCAGGACUCGCAGAGGGACGAGCACAAGGAUGCCUCCGAUUUUGUGGCUUCCCUCCUCCCAUUUGGAAAUAAAAGACAAAACAAAGAACUCUCAAGCAGUAACUCAUCUCUCAGCUCCACCUCGGAAACACCAAAUGAGUCAACGUCUCCCAAUACCCCGGAGCCGGCUCCUCGGGCCAGGAGGAGGGGUGCAAUGUCAGUGGAUUCUAUCACCGAUCUUGAUGACAAUCAGUCUCGACUGCUGGAAGCAUUACAGCUCUCCUUGCCUGCUGAGGCUCAAAAUAAAAAAGAAAAAGCCAGAGAUAAGAAACUCAGCCUGAAUCCUAUUUACAGGCAGGUCCCCAGGCUGGUGGACAGCUGCUGUCAACAUCUUGAAAAACAUGGCCUCCAGACAGUGGGGAUAUUCCGAGUUGGAAGCUCAAAAAAGAGAGUGAGACAACUACGUGAGGAGUUUGACCGUGGGGUUGAUGUCUCCCUGGAGGAGGAGCACAGCGUCCAUGAUGUGGCUGCCUUGUUGAAGGAGUUCCUGAGGGACAUGCCAGACCCCCUGCUCACCAGGGAGCUGUACACAGCUUUCAUCAACACCCUCUUGCUGGAGCCAGAGGAACAGCUGGGCACCUUGCAACUCCUCAUCUACCUGCUACCUCCCUGCAACUGCGACACGCUCCACCGCCUGCUGCAGUUCCUGUCCAUCGUGGCCAGGCACGCCGAGGACAACGUCAGCAAGGACGGCCAAGAGGUCACUGGGAACAAAAUGACAUCUCUAAACUUGGCCACCAUAUUUGGACCCAACCUGCUGCACAAGCAGAAGUCAUCAGACAAAGAGUUCUCAGUCCAGAGUUCGGCCCGCGCUGAAGAGAGCACAGCCAUCAUUGCUGUGGUGCAGAAAAUGAUUGAAAAUUAUGAAGCCCUGUUCAUGGUUCCCCCGGAUCUGCAGAAUGAAGUGCUGAUCAGCCUGUUAGAGACCGAUCCGGAUGUGGUGGACUAUCUACUCAGAAGGAAGGCCUCCCAGUCUUCAAGCCCUGACAUGCUGAGGUCGGAAGUCUCCUUUUCCAUGGGAGGAAGGCACUCGUCCACAGACUCCAACAAGGCCUCCAGCGGAGACCUCUCCCCUUAUGACAACAACUCCCCUGUGCUGUCUGAGCGUUCCCUGCUGGCUAUGCAAGAAGACGCGGUGCCGGGGGGCUCAGAGAAGCUUUACAAAGGGCCGGAGCCGUGUGUGCGCCGGGUGGGCCUCUUGCCCUCCUCGAAGUCGAGGGAGAGUUCUCCUGGACCAAAGCUUGGCAAAGAUAUGGCAGAGGAGGCUUUCAAUAUCUGGGGAACCUGGCAUUCAACAUUAAAAAGUGGAUCCAAAGACCCAGGAAUGACAGGUUCCUACGGCGACAUUUUUGAAAGCAGCUCCCUCCGCCCGGGGCCCUGCUCCCUGUCUCAAGGGAACCUGUCCCCCAAUUGGCCCCGGUGGCAGGGAAGCCCCACAGAACUGGACAGCAGUGCGCAGGCUAUUCAGAGGACUCAGACCACGAGCCCGGCGGCCGAGGAGAGGGCGCACGCCCCGGUGGCCCGCGUCUGCAGCACGCCCCACAUCCAGGGCGGCGGGCAGCCCACCCCGAGGCCGAGGCCGGAGCCGAGCUGGACUCUGAGCAGCGCAGAGGACCUCACCGAGAGCGAGCCAGAGGGGGCCUGGCCGCAGAGGAGAGCCAAGCCUCUGCCCCAGAGACCUGCAGAGGGUACCAGGCACGACAAGCGGCCUCCUCCUCCUUAUCCUGGUCCAGGAAAGUCAACCGUAGCAUCCCCGGCCCACCAAGCCGCCGAGCCACCGCUGUGGAGGCCGCGGAGGCUGGAAGAAGGCUCCGGAACAGCUUCGCAGGAGGGAAGUCAAACAGUCGAGCCGCAGCGAGGGCACCAGGCCGCCCAGCAGAAAGCGAGCAGCGCCUACCCCAGUCCCGCCGGUGAUCAGAACAGUAAGACCUUGGGGGAACCCAACUGGCUCGACUGGCAGAGGGAGCGAUGGCAGAUCUGGGAGCUCCUGUCCACCGACAACCCCGAUGCCCUCCCGGAAACGCUGGUCUGAGCCCCCCACGCUCACCCCUCACCUCCCAAACAGCCUUCUUCCACUCAGUAGGGGAAAAUGUGGGUGUUGGACAAUUGGGCACUUACUUGUUUUUCUUCUUUUACACUUAAAAAAAAAUAAACACGAGAAAAGUCAGUUCACUUAAAGUUAGAGCACCCUAGGACCCUAACCCUUUAUAAUAAGAUUCUAUUGCAUAGCCAGCCUUCAGAAUAAAACAAAAAUGUAUGCUAACGUCCGAUCUAAAAGCUAUUCACAUUGGCUCUGUAUAAGAUAAAAUUCUCGCUUUGGUAUAGCUUAAUUGUAUUUAUGUGUCUUCAGUUUUGACUCCUGUAUAUUCUGUAACAGAUUAUGUAUGAUAAUCCUAUAUGUUAUAUUCACAGAAAACAGAAGGAACACAUUUUUUAGUCACUUAUUCUAAGUAAUGAGAUUCUAUAGAAUGUUCUAGAAUAUGCACAAGCGGGUUUCUGUGCUUUUGCCAUAGCUUUUAACUGGGGACAGCCCUUCUUUCAAUGCCUAAGAAUAACACUAACAAAGCAAAAUAGAACAGAAUAUGAGAAGCCAUAUUUUUAUAUAGUAGUGAGAUACAAAAAGAAUGUAGUCACUGAAUGCUUUUUCAUACUGAAUAUGUUUUAAGGAAAAUAUUAAAUUUGAUACAUUAUGGAAUAUAUUUUUAGAAUCUGUUUAGAAAGAAGUCAGUUAAUGAAACAAGAGAAAGGCCGUGCCUGACAAAGAAAGAAUAAUUAAGAACUUGUCCUUCCCAUUUUAGGUCAAAUUCAACUUUAUAUAGACCAUAUAUAAUAUAUAUUUAUAAUGUACGAUUUCUAUGUAUUUUUCAAAACUAUAAACUGGAAUCCAACUAUUAAGUGUUUGAGUGAAAAGAGAGUAUUCAAAUUACAGAACAUGGUUUUUCCUUUUGCCCCAUCAUCAGUGUUAACCAAAUUAUAUGCAGUGCUUUGUGAAGUAAAUCAUAUUUGGAAAAAAACAGAGCUCUGUAUUUACACUGUGCCAAAGGCUGAGGAAAUGUUUUCUUUGGUAAUUUUCUGUGUAAUGUAAAAUGUUCCUACCAUACUUCAGCAGUAAAUUUGAAGUUUUUCAACUGCAAAGCAAUUUUUGACCAGCAGGUGGCAAUUUGCUUCUGUAUUUUAUGAGAUUUUUUUUUUUUCACUUCAUAAGGGAAUGUGUAUCAUAGAAAAAGAUUUUUUUUUUUAUAAAACAUGAUACUCUUAAUUUUCAUAUUGGCGAUGACAUUUUCAGUGGUGUUUCUUCAAGUUCUUACUUGUGCCAUAAUGAAUAAAAAGUUAAAGCAAAGGCUUUGUUCAAUGGCAUUAAAUCUCAUGAAUGAACCCACACACCAUUCCACAUACACACUUCCCUAUCUACAAGUCCAAAUGUAAUGAAUAGUGGCAGUACUAUCCACAUACAGCUGCUGCUGCUAAGUCACUUCAGUCACGUCCGACUCUGUGCGACCCCAUAGACAGCAGCCCACCAGGCUCCCCUGUCCCUGGGAUUCUCCAGGCAAGAACACUGGAGUGGGUUGCCAUUUCCUUCUCCAAUGCAUGAAAGUGAAAAGUGAAGGUUAGGUCUCUCAGUCGUGUCCAACUCUUAGCGACCCCAUGGACCGCAGCCUACCAGGCUCCUCUGUCCAUGGGAUUUUCCAGGCAAGAGUACUGGAGUGGGGUGCCAUUGCCUUCUCCGAUCCACAUACAGCUAAAGAGCUAAUAAAAAGUCCUAGGUGGCUUGGAGACAUAACCCAGUGAAAUUGAUAUUUGUUGCAAGUGAAGGUUGAUUGUCAUCCAUUUGAAACUCAGUUGUUGAUGAGGAAGUAGAUGGGAACUCGGGUGGUUUCCCACGUGGUGGACAAGUGUUUCCCAACACAAUCCUUGUAUAUUAUAUCUACACUACAGGCCUUGGAUGCUCCUUCUGUUUCAGGGUUGGAAUGAUGAAGUCUAGAAAUGCUGUCUGACAUUUCUUAACUGGGGCCUGGGGGGCGGGCAGUGAUAGGUGUCUUCGGGCUCUGCCCUUGGGUCCAGCACUUCUACCACUGGCAGGAAUGUGGGAAGGAUUUGCCUGCUGGCCUCUGGCUCUUUCUGGCUGCCCCCACACAGCCCAGAGUUGCAAACAAGACCCAGAGCAAAUGCUGCCUGAUUGUAGAUCACAGGUUGCUUUCCCAUGCCACCUCCCCUCGUCCUCCUCCUGUUGACGCUGUAUUUUCUUGGCUUUGAAUUUAACCCCCGUCUGGCUAGUUCUCUUUCUCCUUUUUGGACUCAACUACCUGAUAUAUGGGACUGCCCCGCCCCCCACCGCCAAGUUUUUGCCCUAACAGUCCUAUUUUUUUAAAACUGCCAGAUCAGAUGGCCCUGAGGUAGAUGUCUGUGUCUUAAAAGGUAAAGUAUGUUUAGCUAUUAAUGGUCAGAUCUAGAAUAGUCCAGAAAACAUGGCUCAGAAUAUUUUUAUGUAAUGCAAUUGUGUGUGUGUGUGUGUGUGUGUGUGUGUGUGCUGUGCCAAUAUAUGCCCAUGUAUGUCCAUGUAAUGAACAAUAUUCACUCUCCCUCUCUCUUUAGAUGGUUUAGACCAGUGGCCAUAUUGUUAACUCAGUGAGUGAAAGCUUGUUUCUCAGAUGCCUUUAUCACAUUGAAAAUAAGCUGUUCUAAAACACACACACACAAGGCACAAAGACCCCAGUCAAAGUCAGAGUCACUUCUAACACCUUGUAAGUGAUAGAAUACCUGACAAGAAAAAAAAUAAUAAACUCUUUCAAGUUGGACAAAGCUAUUUAAAAGGCUGUAGAGGUCACUCAUUCCUAGGAGCAAAGAGAUCCUACAGUCAACGCAGCACUGUUUAUAAUAGCCAGGACAUGGAAGCAACCUAGAUGCCCAUCAGCAGAUGAAUGGAUAAGGAAGCUGUGGUACAUAUACACCAUGGAAUAUUACUCAGCCAUUAAAAAGAAUUCAUUUGAACCAAACCUAAUGAGAUGGAUGAAGCUGGAGCCCAUUAUACAGAGUGAAGUAAGCCAGAAAGAUAAAGAACAUUAGAGCAUACUAACACAUAUAUAUGGAAUUUAGAAAGGUGAUAACGAUAACCCUAUAUGCAAAACAGAAAAAGAGACACAGAAAUACAGAACAGACUUUUGAACUUUGUGG
Dama dama (fallow deer) is the source of this 6698-nucleotide messenger RNA. It is a transcript of the gene ARHGAP6, whose product is annotated as Rho GTPase activating protein 6. Gene Ontology annotation, biological process: signal transduction. Gene Ontology annotation, molecular function: phospholipase binding; phospholipase activator activity. The record is from RefSeq and is a predicted model, not a curated record. The transcript is spliced from 14 exons. Bases 1120 to 3558 code for a protein of 812 amino acids. Lineage: Eukaryota; Metazoa; Chordata; Mammalia; Artiodactyla; Cervidae.